Messenger RNA from Brassica napus (rape), 1655 nucleotides. Its product is annotated as traB domain-containing protein. The record is from RefSeq and is a predicted model, not a curated record. Bases 449 to 1507 code for a protein of 352 amino acids. The transcript is spliced from 9 exons. Lineage: Eukaryota; Viridiplantae; Streptophyta; Magnoliopsida; Brassicales; Brassicaceae.
AAAAUGAUACCAAGUUCAUGAUUUUGCAUACCAAGUUUAUGGCUAUAUGAUAUGACUGUUUCAAUUUGUUUGACUAAAAAUUUUAUUCUUUUUUCCUCAAAAUAUUAUGUUUUAAUAAUCAACAUAAUAUGUAAAAUUAAUUACAAUAGUCAUAUAAAAUAAAAUGAUAGAUUCUCCAUUCAUUAAAAGAAAGUUCAUAAACCAGUAACACAAUCUAUGAGAUUUAAAUUAUUAAAGAAGAAAGAAAACUUUUGCAAUUAGAUUUUACUUUAACUAUAGGGCAAGAAGCCAAAUAUGUUUAUCUUUUUGUUCCUUUUCCGAAAUUAAAUUAAAUUUCUUUUAGACAACAUUUUAAAAUUAAAACAAAACAAAAUUUAUGCACUCUGUGUUCUGCCAUUGUUAUAGCUUUUAGCUUACCUCGAAACGUGUCCCCUCUCCCUGAUCGUCAAUGGAACCGACGGUAACACCACCGGAGCCGGAGGCUCAAUUCGGAGACAUCUCUUUAAGCGAUAAGAUAGUGAAUGUGGAGGCAGAGGAAGAACAUAGCGAUUCCGGUUCAGUGAUAACCGGAGUCGAUUUGAUCUUUGUUGCUGGGGACGAUGAUAUCAGUAUUGGAGCGGAUGGUGUUGUGGAGAGGACGAAAAUGGAUCUGCCUGAGGAAUACGCGAAUAGCGUUAUGGUUCUGACGUGCGAUUCCAAAGCUGAAGGUGGAUCUUGCGAUGUGUAUUUGAUUGGCACUGCUCAUGUCUCAGAGGAUUCAUGUCGAGAAGUUGAAGCUAUAGUCAGCUACAUGAAGCCAGAGGUCGUCUUCGUGGAGUUGUGUGCAAGCCGGUUGUCUAUUCUCACUCCUCAGGCUGUGAAGAUUCCGACCGUGUGGGAAAUGAUAGACAUGUGGAAGAAGAAACACAACCCAUUCGGAAUAGCCUACGGAUGGUUUCUUGCAAAGAUUGCAAGCAAGCUUGAUGUUUUACCUGGCGCUGAGUUUCGUGUGGCAUAUGAAGAAGCAGUCAAAUAUGGUGGCCAGGUGAUUCUGGGUGAUCGUCCAGUGCAGAUCACGUUAAAAAGAACAUGGGCUAAAAUGCCUAUAUGGCAUAAAGUGAAGUUUUUGUACGGCUUAGUGUUUCAAGCCGUGUUUCUACCGAGCCCUGAGGAGCUUGAAAAGAUGCUGAAAGCUAUGAACGAUGUGGAUAUGCUGACAUUGGUGAUCCAACAAAUGAGCAAGGAGUUUCCAUCUCUCAUGGAUACACUUGUGCAUGAGCGAGAUAAGUACAUGUCAUGUAUGUUGUCAAGAGUUGCAUGUGAGCAUAGCUCGGUGGUGGCAGUUGUUGGUAGAGGGCAUCUUCAAGGGAUCAAAAAGAACUGGGACCAACCUAUAAAUAUGAAAGAUCUGUUGGAGAUACCGAAGAAUAAAUCAGUUUUUACUGUAAAGAAUGUUCUGAAAUCUUUGGCAAUUUUAGUCGUUGGGGCAGCCAUAGUUUCCCGCAUAUACCUUGCAGGCAGAACUUAAACAAUGUCAAGGCAGGGAGAGUUUCUCAAUAAAAGUUAGGCUUAAUAACAGAUGGUUAACAUUGAUCUUCAGCACUGUUCUAAUCUUUGUUGUCAUGAUUUUUACUUAUCUUUGGUUUAUUGUUUGAAUAAUUUUAUAACAGUUUAUA